AUGCCGUUUUGUGUGUUGAUUUUUUCUUUCCUUCUGACUUACACUUUUAUGAUUCCGCUACCUGUUUCUCCCACUUCCGUCGAUCAGCUGCGCCAUUCCCGUAUCGGUGCCCGAUCCGUUGUAUUCCACGCUGCGUGUAUACCCGAAAACAACCAGCCCAAGGGGUCCAACCUUAUUCAAAGCACGAAAGCCCAUCAGGUGUUUUCGUUCCUAACUCUUCACAAAGGGUCAGCGGCCCUCCAAUGUCGAAAGAUCGGUGGGCGCACACCCGGGGCAUCAACCCAACGAUGCACUGACGGGUUCACCUCUUCGUGGUUCAUUACUUCCCAUGAGACGCCUCCGCGUGAAACAGUUGCAACAGCGGUAGCAGCAGCAGCGGCAGCAGCAGCUGCUUCUGCUGGACCGCCCCGACCAAAUGUUGCAGAAUCAGUAGCACCAGAAGCAGCAGCAGCAGGGGGAACCGUGCCAUUCAGUGCCGGUCUGCCGGAUAUUGUGUUGCCCCCAACAAGUUCUGUUGCCCCCUUGAUUGACCUGGAGCUCUGCUCCGACAGUUUCUUGUCAUUGCUGGGCCCCAACCUCCAACAUCAGCAGCAGCAGCACUGGCAGCAGCAGCAAGAGCAGGGUUUGUCUCGAGCAGCUCCUCCUGGAGGCGCGAUAAGCUUCUUCGACGACCGGGAACAGAUGCACCCCGCCCUCUCUGGCGCUUCUGAUGAUGCCUAUUUCAUUGCCCUUCACGGGCCGUUGCUGCUCUCCCACACUGAGACUGCAUACACAGCGCUGAGCGCAGCCAAGAGGUUCCUCGAGUACAAGCGCGUGCAAAAGAGGCGCAUGCAGCAGCAGCAGGAGGAACAUCAGAAACAGCAGCAGCAGCAGGAUGUGACGGAGUAUUUACAUGAGCUGCUGCAGCAGGAGCGAUUUGACCAGGCCCCCUACUGGUUCCGGGAGCGGGUUGGUUACAUGCUGAAAUUUUGUGACCCUCCGUCUUACGGGUGGUUGGUGGCCCAAGCUCUGCAGUGUCUGUACAGCGUAUCUGCAGCGGAGCAGCAGCUGGGGUGUACACUGGACCAGUACGCGGUGGCGCGUGAGGCCUCGUACAUCCGCAAAGCCGCAGCAAUGGACCCUGCGCAGCGUGCGCUGCAGCUGACCAGUGGUCAGCCGCGAUCCCUCAAGGACAGCCUCAAGUUCAAAAGAGGCUUUCCUGUUUUCCCAUGGGCUGUCUGUACCCACAGAAACGAAACUAGGAGGUUCAUUGAAGAUACACUAAAAACAACAGAGGAACGGCUGACACAGCACUUCUUUGCUGCUCGGAGAUCAUCUCAAGGUUCUUGGCUAACCUCUGCCCGCUUCCGCUUGCCUUUGGAUGAAAUAUAUGCAAUAGACAACGCACAGCAGCAGCGGGUCCAGGGUCAAAAAGAAGAACACACCGCAGAUUUAAAGGAACAGCAAGCCGAAGACGAAGAGCAAAUGGAAGAGGCUGACAGGCUGCUGCUGUUUGAGGGCAUCAACUCAGCCGCCGUCAAAAGCAUAGACGCAAUAAGCGGGAGUUGGCAGCGUCCAGUGUACAUCCUCUCUCCACUUGAGCGGGCACGCUACGUUCGCGAUCUUUUAUUUUCUUUUGGGGUGUCUGCUGAGGCUUUAAGACGCAUCCAUAUACUUGGGACCGAUGGAUUUCUAAUGGGCUUCGAGGACGACAUCAGGGAGGCGCCGCCAGAUGUACAUACAGCUCAGAUUGAGCCAGCAGAGACAGAAUCACGCACAGAAACAGCAGGUGCUGCUGCUGCUAUAGACGAAAGCAGGAAGCUAAUGCGCAUGGUCAGGGGGGCGGUUCAACUAUUUGAAUAUCAUAAAUCCUUGGGACUUAAUGGGGUUCCUCAUUUCAUUGACGGGAAUAUCCGCACGCUAGAACAUGCUGUGAACUGCCCCAGCAUGCACCAGUGGCGUCUAUACUUCUGCGAUUGGGGCUUUUCAACUUUUGAAGAUAAAUUAAAAGCGAUGAUAUACGACAGGGUAAAGUUCCUGCCGCUGAUGUCGUCUCUGACUCGUUUACUAAUUACUCCUUCUUUCCUCACGUGUCGCUUUUGGGCGCUAGGCUCCACCACAGCACCAGCAGAAAAGCUUGAGGAGGGCAGAAUGGCUAGGUGGCUCAGGCAUACGGGGGCCCUCAAGACAGACCUUGUGCAUCCCGAAUCCAGGGUUUAG
Messenger RNA from Eimeria tenella, 2199 nucleotides. RefSeq lists its product as uncharacterized. The transcript is spliced from 5 exons. The coding region runs from base 1 to 2199 and encodes 732 amino acids. NCBI's taxonomy places the organism in Eukaryota, Apicomplexa, Conoidasida, Eucoccidiorida, Eimeriidae. The record is from RefSeq and is a predicted model, not a curated record.